Molecule: messenger RNA, 1152 nt
Organism: Colletotrichum scovillei
Lineage: Eukaryota; Fungi; Ascomycota; Sordariomycetes; Glomerellales; Glomerellaceae
Product: HET domain-containing protein
Exons: 2
Coding region: 1-1152 (383 amino acids)
Source: RefSeq, a predicted model, not a curated record
AUGUCGCCAAAUCCAAAGAACAGAGAAUUCGGCUUCGAGUACCUGUGGGUUGAUACGAACUGUAUCGACAAGGAAAGCUCUGCCGAGCUCUCAGAGGCAAUCAACUCAAUGUUCAACUGGUAUCAAGAAUCGGCUGUUUGCUUCGCUUAUCUCGAAGACCUUGACUUUGAGGAUACCAGUUUGCCGGAAAGCUCAGGCGACGGUAUCUCAAGUCAACAACGACGUUGGCGAUCUGAACUCGCUCGCAGUCGUUGGUUCACCCGCGGCUGGACAUUGCAAGAACUCUUGGCCCCGAGGCGGAUGUACUUCUUUGACAAGAGCUGGAGGAUCCUAGGAUCGCGGCAAGACUUUGCGCCUGAAAUUUCAAACAUCACCGGAAUAAGAAACGAGUACAUUUCCGGCGCCAAGUCAGUCUUGGACGCGAGCAUCUCGGAGGUAUUCUCCUGGCUGGCGGGCCGAGAGACGACACGUCCUGAAGACAUGGCUUAUUGCGUGCUCGGGCUUCUCGGUCUCAACAUGCCGUUGCUGUACGGCGAGCGCUCGGCGGCGUUUAUGCGCCUCCAGGAGGAGUUGAUCCGCAUCUCGGACGACCAGACAAUAUUCUGCUGGGCGUGGGAUCAUACGAUCCCACACGACUGGAGUAGUCUACUGGCACCAUCGCCUUCGGUCUUCAAGGGCGGCGACCGUUUCUUCUGCGGAUUAGAGACCGACGAGCACAUUGUCGGAUGGAUAAAGGCCAUAUCGUACUCGAUGACCAACGUAGGUCUGCGCAUCCGCCUGCCCACGCUCAAGAUGUCCGGUCUAGACCUUGCUGUGCUGAACGUAUCCGAGAGGAGAAGCGAAGCAGGAGAAGAAGACCCAAGCACAGGCCGUGUUUGCAUCCCUCUUCUGACCAGCAAUUAUGUCGGAACUUCAGAUGGCGUCUCGUCAUUGAUUGACGGUUCUGCGGUCGGCGCUCAACGAUGGCCGAUACCCGCACGACCCAUAGCUCUCUAUGAGUUGAGGAACAUAUACCCCUCCAGCCUACAAGAGUUCUGCAUUCAUCCGCUGCAACGGAACGCUGAAUUGUCGAAGUACGCUAUUUCACUCUGGUAUAAAGGAAAGCAUGGGUACGGAGCAUCGCAGAUGAUUAUGCCAAUCAUCGAGACAUGA